AUGUUACCUCGAACAGUAUUAAAAGUUAUAACUCAUCUUAAUCAACAAUCUACAUUUUACAAUGUGUACGGUCCAACUGAAUGCACAAUCAUUUCAACACACCAUAUCGUCAGGGUUUCCGAAGAUCUCACUCUGCAGUGCAUUGGUCGUCCAGCACCUAAUUACAGCUGCUUUCUGUUCGAUGAAUACCUACAACCGGUUCUGCCUUCAGCAACUGCUGAAUUAUAUGUCGGUGGUCCAGGUGUCUUUUCCGGCUAUUUAAACAGAGAUGAUUUAACUAAACAAGUUUUAAUUGAUAUUCCUGGUGUGGUAGAUGGAAAAUGUUACAAGACAGGCGAUCUUGUUAAAUUAGACUCGAAUGGGGAAUUAUACUUCGUAGGACGUGUUGAUUUUCAAAUCAAAUUGAGAGGUCAACGUAUUGAAACGGGAGAAAUAGAGAAAACCAUUCUUAGCUCUAGCCAUAAUAUCAAUAAUUGCAUCGUUAUAAAAACGCCUGUGAAUGAAAUGAACCAACAAGAAUAUUUAGCUGCAUAUAUAAGCACGUUAGAUAGCGAUAGUGAAACAUUACGAUCGAAAAUCAAAGACUACUGUCAACUACACUUACCAUCCUAUAUGGUCCCAUCUCUGUUUAUUAUAUUAGAUGAAUUUCCAUUAAAUUCAAAUGGGAAAAUAGAUCGUAAACAAUUACCACCUGUUGACUUUACACAACUGAAUAAUGAACAUGAAUAUGUUGAACCGAAAACAGAAUUCGACAAAGAGAUACAUGAUCUUUGGUGUAAAGUAUUAAAUUUGGAUAAAAUUUCGAUGAAUGCCAAUUUCUUUUCAUUAGGUGGUAAUUCUCUCUUGUUAAUAAAAUUGUUUAAUUAUUAUCAAGCAAUGUAUUCAAAUCAUAUAAAUAUUUCAACUUUAUUUAAACAAUCAACGAUAUUUGAGCAUGCUGAACUGUUAACAGAAUCUAUUCGGACAAAAGAAGAUUCAAUAACAGAAGAACAAGCACAUUGGGAAACAUUCAAUAUAAAUGAUGGUAAGCAUUUUUCUUUACUGCUAGUUUCCGUGAUAGGUAUGGUUUCCGAGCGGAGAAAGACUGAUUGUUGGUCCUCCACAUAGAAUGGUGGAUAUGGAUAGAGAAAAUUACAAACAAUAAGGGGUAAUUUCAUAACUAUCAGAUGAUAGACGCAUGGGUGGAACUUGCAUAGAUCUAUGGAAAGAUGUUUUGUAGUAUCGGAAUGAAAGAUAGCCGACAUCUUUGAUUUGUUUGCGCUAGGGCAGUUUGGAAUCAGAAAAUCUUUCCACAAGGAGUUUAUUAAAAACAAGUUUUUUAUGGCUUUUUUUUGUCGAAACUAAUUCUUGUGGACUUUGAUAAUGGUAGUGAUGUGGUUGAGUGGGAAAAGCGCCAAAGUGCUUCGGAUUUGGAUUUCGUCAACAUGAACGAUGCGAACGUCGCAGAAAAGGCUGAAUUCCCAUCUAUGUUUGGAUUAUUGCGUUUAGAUGUAGAAACUACUGCGACUGCUCUGUAGUCCAUCAAAUGCGGCGCAGAAAGACGAUUCUAAUCCAUUGUUUCGCUUUGAUUUUGGUUGUUGGCUAGGGUCCUUGGAGAAGACUGAAAGGCAGUUUUCUGGAGUCUCUCCAGUGUACACGAAGGGAUUCGGAGUUUUUCCAGGCAUGUAAAAGUAAGGCCUGUCUUUUUCUCAUAUAAUCCUUGAAAACUGAAGCCUCAAUUUUCCUGUUUCACGAGAAAACUUUCGAAUUCUGUUCUCGCUAAACUCAAACGAUCUCGAUACUGCCGAAUAUGUUUUCCCCGAUAGUUCUUGAUGCUAUGCAUGGAUCAUUGACUUGAAUAGGCGCUAAAAGCCCAUGUAAAUGUGGGAGUCAGUCUAUCGAAUUACUGUGAACGGUUUAAUACGAGCACGGAGAAUUUCGCAUGAUGGCACACUUAAUCUAUUUUUGAGCUUCUAACUAAAUAGCCAACAUCGCGCUUACCCUCUAUGCUAUGCCGACGCGAGAAAACAAAUGAAUGUAAUGAGCAACUACCAGUGACGACUGUCGAAAUGUUUGAGCCUUGUGUGGAGGGAUUUUAGGUGCCAGUCACACGUCCAAAUCUCACGAUUAUCAAAAGCUAAACCGGUUCCAGAUCAAGGGACUUCUU
This is a messenger RNA of Didymodactylos carnosus, 2146 nucleotides long. The record is from the annotation of a GenBank genome assembly. Lineage: Eukaryota; Metazoa; Rotifera; Eurotatoria; Philodinida; Philodinidae.